UUUUUUUUUUUUUUGUCUUUCUUUCUCGCCUUCGUCUUUCUCUCCCCAAAAAAUGGAAUGAAUGCUCAUAUGCAAGAUAGACAGUCACAGCAAUUAGAAGGGAAAUCUAACUGGUUGAGUAAAUCGUUGUCUGACUGCGGAUUCGCCUUGCCGCAGUCAAUCAGCCAUCUACGCUGGCGAGUAGGCGCGUAUGCAGUAAAACAACAGCCUUGCCAUUUCCAUCUGCCCCUUCCUUCCCCCACUAGAUCUCUCAUUCAUAAAGCAAACCUGCAGGAAGUUCCUCUUUCAACACAGUCCGCUUCCCAGUAGUAAACUCUUCGCAUCGUGAUCGCGGAGCUCUUUCGAAAACCAUGGAACGCCUCCGGCAAAUCGCAGCGCAUUUCAAUCUGUCCGGACUUCCCACCGCGCCCAUUGUCACCAUCUCCAAGGCAUGCUUCAGCCAUGUGAGGGAACAAGUGACUCAGGUGGACUUGUCCAACGCUCUGAACCGCACCGUGCAAUACGUUUCCGAGAAUCCUAAAACCGCUCUCUGGAACGGGGUGCAGGUCACGGCCGUUCUCUGCCCCGGCAUGAUCACUGUGCCCAUUCUGAGCCAAGCUGGAUUUACAAGCCUAGGGCCAGCUGCUGAAUCGGCAGCUUCAUGGGCACAGCCAAAGAUGGGGUCUGUCGUUGGACGAGGAAUCUUUGCGUAUGUCCAAAGCGCUGGGAUGGGUGGGUAUGGACGCCCUGUCGUUGAGGGUGUGGCUAGAGUAGUGAUUCUGAUGCCACGGGCAGCUGGCCGGACGUGGAGGUACUUUCGGGGAUAGUAUCAUUAUUCUUCUGAGUGAGUGCUAGUGCUUCUCUGCUGAAGAGAUAGUUAUUUGGCAUAUUGCAUAGAGUGAAUUGAGUGUGUUGUCGCACGUAAAGAAGGACAGUUUCUACAACAAUGAGCUGGAAUGGUUGCAGUCACGGACGGACAAUACAUACAUAUAUAUAUAUAUAUAUAUAUAUACUUAUUCUUCGUCAUGAAUCACCACUACUGAUAUCAAUCCCAAUAAAA
This is a messenger RNA of Aspergillus alliaceus, 1039 nucleotides long. RefSeq lists its product as uncharacterized. The record is from RefSeq and is a predicted model, not a curated record. The transcript is spliced from 2 exons. Lineage: Eukaryota; Fungi; Ascomycota; Eurotiomycetes; Eurotiales; Aspergillaceae. Bases 351 to 806 code for a protein of 151 amino acids. Gene Ontology annotation, cellular component: membrane.